UGCACACAGCCUCUCUCUCCAGUUCUCGUCUUUUCACUCUUCUCCCAUCCUGCAUGGCCCAGCUCUCCAUCUCGCCUUGUCACCACUUUCCUCGCUCCUCCUCACAGACCCAUAUGGCUCAUUGCAGAUCCAUCCUUCCUAGACCUCGUCGAUCCGUCCCUCUCAUCUCCAUUCUCCAGUUCUCCUCUCAUUCUAAAAUUCGAAAUCCCUCAGAGUCUCGUGAUUGCAUGUAUCGCGUCUCAUGAUUGUCAGCAUCGCACGUCUCACUUUGGAGCCCAAAGCAUCGUCGCACCACUGUAAGCCACCGGUUCGGUAGCUGUUGCUCAGAACAUUGAUGCUUACCUCCAUGCUAUCAGAGACCCAUUUCUUGUGAAUCUAGUGGCAAAUAUUGUUCAGUAUUCACUCUUCAAUGAUUGAUUGAGUUCUGUGAUUGAUUGAGUUUUUGGGUUGUUUUAUUGCAAAAUGCAAUUGAGUGUUGUUCUCAUUUCUGUGAUUGUUUGAGUGUUGCAAAUUUUAAUUGAAGCUGAACUUUUUGCAUUUUGUGAUUUUGUGGCUUGUGUGCAGCUCGUCUGUGUUUGUUUCAAUUUCUUUGCUUCCUGAGAACUCUACUUUCAAUUUCUUUCCAUUUUGAGACUCUGCUUUCAAUUUUUGUUCAACUGGUUUUGAAUCACGCAUUUAUUUAGUCGUUACAUUCUGAAACCGAUUAACCGAACCGUUCGGUUCGAUUCGGUCCAUGUAGUACUUCCUAACCGAACCGACCAAUUAUAGUUCAAUUUAAAGCCUGGUGCGAAUCGUGGCUGAGGGGACUUAUCUUUAUUUUACUGACUGCAGGUGGGGGACAACAAGUCAACGAUCUUCUCAGCCGCAGUUUUAUUCAGUUUAAUUAAAUUUCCCUUGUUUUCUCUUCUUUUCCUCAGCAAGAGAAAAAGAAAAGCAGGAUAGGGAUUUAUGGAUAUGAGAUGCAGAGUGUCAUCGUCUUCAUCACCGUCGAAGAAGUCUCCGUUUGGAUCAAAUUUGGGUUUUGCCUUUCUAUCUCAUCCGUUCGAUCGAUUGGCGUCUUGGUUACGUUUUUAUCUUCCUGAAUAGUUUCAAUUUAAUAUAAUCCCAGUCUCUUUCCGAUUAAGAUUGAGUUUUUGUUAGCUGUGGAAUGGAAGUUUUAGGUCUUUUUACCUAUUAUCAUUACCUGAACAAUUCCAGGUGGUGCUAAGGCUUUUCAUUGAAGGAAGGGCAUGCUUUGAGACAACAUGAAUGCUAAUGCGAGCCUGCCCUCUGCCAAAAAGUCACAGUCGAGAGGUAAGUCCCCAGGUUGGGCUGCCUUUGACCUCAAGCAGCGUCAGAAACAAGGUCUUCAACUUCAACAAGUCGGCAAUGAUCCUUUUCCACCCCUGCCAACCACUAGCACCACGUCUCUUCAUCCAAGUGGAAACCUACUGAACAAUAAUGGUUUUUCUUCAGGGUCUUUCGCAUCUGUAUUACUACCUUCUGCUGAUUUUCCACCAAUAACAGAGAAUGGUAAUUGCAAUAAAAGAACAUCAGUUAGUGAUUCUGGUUUAGUUGAGGUUCUUGAGGAGAAGAAUCCUGAUCUUACAUUCAAACAUCUCAAAGAACUUCACAGCUGGGCUGACGAAAGUUUGAUCGAGGAUGUCAUGGCCAAUGUGAAUAAUGAUAUUGAUAAGGCCACAAUUUUGUUAGAAGAGAUGAUUUCUACCGACAACUCUGAGGAGAAUGGAGAAGCAAAAUAUUUAUCUAAUUGCAAAGAUUUUGGAUGUGACAAAGGGGAAAACGAGAUUGCUUUGUUAGGACAGACCUCAGACCUUGCUGCAGACAUAGCUGAUCUAAGCUCUACUCUGGAGAAUGCUCUCAAAGAUAAUCACAAACAAUUGAAGGAUGUGCGUACAGCUUGUGGACAUAAGCUCUCCGAGGCUGCUGCUGCAAACAUGAAACUAAUUCUGGGGCACUUGAGAUCUUUACCUGUCGAGCCUGAGUGGGAAGAGCAUGAUGUUUACUUGAGCCAUCGAGGAACUGCACUAAGGAUGAUGAGGUUGGCAGCUCGGCACUCCAGGGCAGCCACUAAUGCCUUUCUGAGAGGAGAUCAUUUUUCUGCCCAACAGCACUCAUUGAAGGCUCGUAAAGAAUGGUUGGAUGCUGAAAGACUCAAUGCUAAGGCAGCUAAGGAAAUUUUGAGUAUAAGAAAUAGUGAAAAUAAUCCAUUGAAGUUGGAUUUGCAUGGUCUUCAUGCAGCAGAGGCUGUUAAAGCCUUGCAAGAACAUCUGAACAAAAUUGAGAUCCUCCUAAAGUAUCGACCAGUAUCACCAGGUAGAUUCAAGACAAAGAAUGGUAUUGUGAAUUCAUCACUUGAGCCCUUUAUUAGCACAGGCGUGGAGAACUUGGAUAAACAACAAAUAGGAUUUAGGCAGAGAACAACAUCAUUACAAGUAAUUACAGGUGUAGGUAAUCACAGUCGAGGUCAAGCUGCACUCCCAACAGCAGUGAGAAGUUUCCUUAGUGAAAACAGAUAUCACUUUGAUGAAGCAAGGCCAGGUGUAAUUUCUGUUCGCCCAAAAUUCCGUCACAGGUGAACGGUUAGUUAACUUGUGGAUGUGCAGAAUCACAUCCUUGCAUCCUGAUUUAUAGUUAGUUUUAUUUAUGUCAAAAGAUCUCAUUGUAUUAUUGAAUGUAUCUUUUUGUGUUGUUAAUCUGAGAAUAGUUGCUCGAAAUGGAGUUGCUAUUCUAAA
Molecule: messenger RNA, 2735 nt
Organism: Hevea brasiliensis (rubber tree)
Lineage: Eukaryota; Viridiplantae; Streptophyta; Magnoliopsida; Malpighiales; Euphorbiaceae
Exons: 5
Coding region: 1245-2579 (444 amino acids)
Source: RefSeq, a predicted model, not a curated record